Messenger RNA from Adineta ricciae, 261 nucleotides. The record is from the annotation of a GenBank genome assembly. NCBI's taxonomy places the organism in Eukaryota, Metazoa, Rotifera, Eurotatoria, Adinetida, Adinetidae.
AUGGGUGAUCGAUAUAAUAUUCAUAGUCAACUCGAACAUUUACAAUCCAAAUAUAUCGGUACGGGUCAUGCCGAUACAACGAAAUGGGAAUGGGCAUCGAACAUUCAUCGGGAUACAUACGCAUCGUAUUUAGGUCAUUUUGAUUUGCUAAAUCACAUCGCUCUAUGUGAAAAUGAAAGUAAAGCUCGUGUUCGAUUUCAAUUGUUGAAGAAAAUGAUUCAACCAUGUGGUCCACCUCAUGAAAAAAUGGAAGAAAACUAA